UAGUUUUCAACACUAUCGCCCUCGUUUUUUUAACAUUAUAAGGUCACUGGUGUUUACUAUCUCGAGUAAAACCUCUUGAGAGGGUAAGGUUAUAGUACAAGGUUAUGAUGGAAUUCUUUAACUGCAUGCGGGACCUUGCUAAUAAGCUUCGCGAAUGCACUACAUCUCGUAGGUUACCCCGAAUUGCAAUCCAUCACUGCCCGUCUAAUGGUCAAUAGAUCCUCAUGGUUCGAGCUCCAGUGACGAUUUGAGCAAGAAACUCAAAGAACUCAAUUCAUACUUGUCGAUAAUCUGUGUGCGUUUUGGUGGUGUUCAUAAUAGCCCGAGCCAGGAUAGCAAUAAUAUUUCAUCCGAAGGCCUAUCUCGCAUUUUGAUUAGUAUUCACAGCAAGCUGGAAGCUGUAUUAAACGAAAUAGAUGAGCAAUUUAGGAGAAAUUGUCCGUCUGGUGACAUUGUCUAUAUCUGGAGAUCAGAAAUUUUGGGUCCUGUUUUAAAAUCUAUAGAUAUCGAGAACCAGAAACUGAAGGUGUUGAUCGAUACCUUUGACCCGUAAGUUUCUAUGCUACUGGCUAAAGAAGUUUGUCACAGACUAAUUGUUUCCUUAGAGAUGCAGAUGAUGAAAAUUCAAUCCUUUUGGAAACGAGAAACCAGAGAUCCCAAAAGAUUGACCAAUAUUUCGAAGCAGAAUUACAGAGAUGGGGCCUGGGAGUAAGUCAACCCGGCCGCCACGACAAUAAAUUUAAAUGGAAUCAACUGAAUGACAAAGAUUAUUUGAACCGCAUUUUUCAAAAUACACUUUGCAAUGCUCUUUCCGGAUCCUGGGAAACUUAUAUUCAUUGUUUUACUCUGAAUUUACAAAUUGCACGAGAGCAUCGUGAACCUCCCGGCCGAUGGAUACAUCUUGUGAUUUGCUCGUAUUAUUUGAUGUCCGCUCGAGACUCUCAAGAGUAUAGCACUUCUUUCGAAGACCCGCAAGACUCAGAUAUCAGAGAGACAGGCUUUACUCUAGAUCAUUAUGUAACACAGCUGGAAAUUGUGAGUGGGAGCCCGUUAUUUCUCAUCGGCCUUGAUUGACCACUCAUAGCUUCUGUUUCACAACCUCACAGUACUAGAAACGCAGUACCUCGACCCUAAUUUUGUCGAGGAAAGAACAAAAAUAAACGCUUUGCUUCUGUCAAUGCCACGAAUCCCGCAAUCUCCACCCAUUCUACAAGACCAUCAUGAAAGUAUCUCAACCGCGCCAACUGUGUCCUUGGAAGAAAAUGAGUAUGGGGUCCUUUUUGAAUGGUAUAACAAAAACAACAAUUUUAAUUCAGUUCAAAGAUCAGCACUAACAUCUUGCAGUAAACUUGCUGAUCUGCAAAAAGAGUACGCACUUAAACUCCGAAUAGAUGCGAAAGGUGAGUUGACUUUAGACUUUGAUGGACCGCCUGAUUGGCCUGAGAGCCUUCAGAAAUUCCGAGGAUUGUAAGUCUACACAACAACAUGGCUGACGCUAUGAAAUCUAAUAAUUCUUGAUAGAGAUCUCAGAAAAGCUUCAAUUCGCCCAAAAUAUCCUCUUGAGAAAUUUUAUAGGUGCGAUUUGAUCAUAAAAAGAGGACACUCGCGGGGGACUGAUGCCACUGAUGGUCAUUUAAUUUUCCAGAGCUCCACCCAUUGGAUGCAAUUUCAAAACGCUUUAACAGGAUACAAUGUCUUCGUAGAAUUGUUUGUUGCAGCAACCUCCGACAGUCUUUGAUACUUACUAAUUGUUCUUUAGCAAACAUGGCAUCAGGCUCCGCAUACUUCGAAAUUUUGGAUCGAUAAGAAAGGAUAAUAUCCUCGGCGGGUUACAGAUUUGGCUCAAAGGCUCUGACAAGGAUAAAGAAUUCAUUCGAAUUGAGAGCAAACCUCCUCUUCAAGGGGCAUCGAUAUCGAUAUCAUCCUCGGCUACGAGCAGAACUACCUUUGCUUCCAUGUUCAUGUUGAAGGCUAAGGAAGUUAUUAGUCGUUCACAUCUUAUUCCUAUUGACGAAGGCAUUUGUUUCAGAAUAGAAAAGCCAGUCGCUCCACUCGUCGUUAUGUUUGUAGAGUCAGUGUCAGAAGGUAAGGAGAUCAAACCAGGACAGAUCUUGACCUUCAAGUGUAAGGGAACAAAUCCACAUUUUCAGGCAUAACUGAAACUGUCGUAGUAAAAGCGAAUUCUAGGCUUGGAAAGGAGAAUUGCACGUCUGACAACGAAAAUCUUCGCUGUUUCUUGCAUAAUGUUAUUCUUUGCGAUCUCGAAAUUGGACGACCUUUGAAACUUCCACAAGAGAGGAAACGUAUCUGUUGGAUUGAGAUAUCUUUUACAAAGCCUGAAGGUGAAUUUCUCUUCAAUGAUAAUUUAUAUGUCAAAUGCUAAAUAGCGUAUAGAGCUAAAUGUUUUUACCGAAGAGCUUGAAUUGGCCAGAAGGAUAUACUAUAGCCGUAUAGCAGAGCAUAAUAGUGAGGUGCAAUUCUUCCACCAAUAGCACCACAAUACCAAAUAGUACGGCGUCGAUUAAUAGUUCUAACAAUGCAUAAUUCUCACGACCGACGGAAAACUGUGACAAACCAUCUAACAGUUGGUGCUUCAUGUGUCAAUUUUCUGGCUCAAAAUCAUGCUGCACACCAUGCCUACUAUAACUUUCAAUAUUGGAGAUUCCUGCAUCGCGUCUCGUCCGUGUGUAUUAUAGUUUCUCCUCACAUAUACUUAAAUAUUACCGCCUCAAAUUUAUCUUUACAAAGAAAUGUUUAAAGAUGCCUCGCUCGUGCCCGCUUUGCUCACGUCCCGUUCUCGCUCUCCCAGAUUAUCGACCAUUACUCUAAUUUUAUUCUUAACAUCUUUAUAAAUUACGUUGGAUUCUUCAUCAUAUUUUACCAUGCCGGAAUGGUCUGCGUGAACUACUAGGCUCUUGGCACCUUGUAUCCCCAUACUAGGUACCAUGACACGAUCUUGAAGGU
Molecule: messenger RNA, 2964 nt
Organism: Sclerotinia trifoliorum
Lineage: Eukaryota; Fungi; Ascomycota; Leotiomycetes; Helotiales; Sclerotiniaceae
Source: the annotation of a GenBank genome assembly